Messenger RNA from Trichoplusia ni (cabbage looper), 2059 nucleotides. RefSeq names its product cytochrome P450 6a2-like. Bases 253 to 1725 code for a protein of 490 amino acids. NCBI's taxonomy places the organism in Eukaryota, Metazoa, Arthropoda, Insecta, Lepidoptera, Noctuidae. Gene Ontology annotation, molecular function: oxidoreductase activity, acting on paired donors, with incorporation or reduction of molecular oxygen; heme binding; iron ion binding. The transcript has 2 exons. The record is from RefSeq and is a predicted model, not a curated record.
GCGGCGCGGCGGCGGCCGCGCAGCCGCGUAGGGCUUAUCUCGGCGUGCGGCGGCGAUACGCCUCACUUGAGCAGUGACCGCCGCCGCACGCGCCCGCGCCCGCCGCCGGCACCUCCGCUAGCACUGACGCGCAUGCUCGCACAACCGCCUUGUUUACAUACGCACGAAAUGCCGGCUCUUUAAAUAUACGACUUUGAACAUCAUUUAGAUUCAUAACUAAACAACGCAGUGGAUUCUUUUAUAAGUGCAAAAAUGUCGCUCAGUGGUGUUUUAUUAGUGAUUUUAAUAUUAUUGACUCUUUUACUAGCAGUAUUCCACUAUUCAUCAAAAGGAAGAAAGUACUGGUUCUUCAGAAAUGUACCUUACAGGGAACCGUGCCCGUUAUUUGGAAAUUUUGGCGCUACAUUUACCAUGAGAAAGAGCUAUACAAGAAUGCUUCAGUUUUUCUAUGACAAUUUCCGAGAUAAGAAAUAUGUAGGAUUAUUUCAAGCUCGCAGACCUACUUUGAUGAUAAUAGAUUUGGACAUGGCGAAAACUGUUUACUCGAAGGAGUUCCAGUGUUUCAGUGAUCGCGUAUCGGCAUCUACAGACACUCAACGGGAACCUCUGCUUCGUAACUUAGCGAACAUGAGUGGAGCUGAAUGGAAGGCAAUGCGACAUAUUGUGACACCAACGUUCUCAUCAGCCAAGAUGAAGGCUAUGUUUCCGUUGAUCGCUGACUGUGCUCAGACAUUGAAGAAUACAAUGCUCAAAGAAUCCGUAGAUGAAGUGAAUGUUCCUAGUUUAAUGUCACGAUUCACCACUGAUGUAAUCGGCAGCUGUGCGUUCGGAGUGGACCCGGGAUCUCUCAAAAACCCCGAAUCACCAUUCCUGAAGAUGUCACAAAAAAUGUUUAAGAUAGAUCGAAGCACGGUGCUGAAACGUUACUGCCGCACAUUCUUUCCCAGAUUGUUUAAACUUUUGAACCUUAGAUCUUAUUCCGAAGACGUGGAGGCAUUUUUCACUUCCAUUAUAAAUCAAGUGUUGGCAGAAAGAAGGUCCGGAGUCCAAAGACAUGACUUUUUGCAAUUAAUGUUAAAUGAGCAAAAUACAAAUUCUUGUUUCCAAAUGACAGAUGCUUUAAUAACUUCCAAUUCGUUCAUAUUUAUGUUGGCGGGCUUAGAAACAUCGGCAACUACUUUGUCAUUCUGUUUGUAUGAGUUAGCAAGAGACCAAGACCUGCAAGAAGACGUAAGAAAAGAGAUUAUGGAAUGCUUGGAGCGGCACAACGGUUUGAACUAUGAUGCGGUGAUCGCGAUGCACCUGGUGUACCGGGUGGUGGCAGAGACGCUGCGCAUGCACCCGCCGACGCCCAUGACCACGAGGCUCUGCACGGCUCCCUGCACGCUGGACGAACAUCUAACUCUAAAGCUCAAGGAUCCCGUGCUCAUACCUAUUCACUGCAUCCAAAGAGAUGCGCAACAUUUUCCGGACCCUGACAAAUUCAACCCCGAACGAUUUGUGGACGAUUUAAAUCCUCCCGGUUUCAUGGCUUACGGCGAAGGCCCGAGGAGUUGUCCUGGUGCGCGAUUCGCUCAGCUGACGGUGGCAGCGGGGCUGGCCGCCAUCCUCCCGACCUUCACCGUGGAGCCGUGUGAGCGCACCACGCCGCGCAUCCAGUACGACCCACGCAGCGUCAUGCUCAAGAACAAGGGAGGCAUCUGGCUGCGAUUUGCUCCCAAAUAACACACAUCUGUAAACUGUUCUCCAUUAGGCAGUGUUAAUCAAACUCUCAUAGUCUUCUUAAUUAAUAACAAUCAUGUUUAGUUAUUAUGUGUCGUGUGAGAAAUUCCCAUCGAUUUAGCUCAAUGUUUGCUCCGUCUACUGGACUAACAACCUGUUUUCACACAAUCUGAAUGUGGAAUUGUUUACUUUUGCCUGAAUAUUUGCGGAGUAUUGACUUCGCUACAUUCUUAUAUGUAAAAUAGUAUUUGUGCGUUUGGUAGAAUUCGUUCAGAACCUAAGCGUGUAACCGGUCUCGCAUCUGCCAAGCACAAACAAUGAGGCAUUAUAAGACUUA